Molecule: messenger RNA, 9574 nt
Organism: Amaranthus tricolor (Joseph's coat)
Lineage: Eukaryota; Viridiplantae; Streptophyta; Magnoliopsida; Caryophyllales; Amaranthaceae
Exons: 4
Coding region: 6400-6900 (166 amino acids)
Source: RefSeq, a predicted model, not a curated record
UACUUGUGGACGGCAAUGCGGCGAUAGGGAAGGAGGAGUGGACGGCGGUGACUAAACUUCGAGGGUUGGCAGUUGGUUGGAAAGGGAAGGGGAAGGAAAGUAGGUGAUUUUCCUUUUAAUUUUUCACUUUACUUUAAAUUUUUAGUAUUUUUAUUAUUUAUUUUUAUUUUUCCUUUUAUUUUUUAAGAGUUAACCUACAAUUACAAGUUAAUAAUUGAGCAACAACAUUCUUGGUUAAGUGAUUCAAAAGUUGAGAUUAUUUAUAAUUAAUCAAUACGUGGAAUUACUGUAGGAAAAUGAGGAAAAAAGUUGAAUUAUUGUCGGUAAUUUUCCUUAUUUAAAUGGUUAAUUUUUGAAAAACCAUCUAAAUUUGGAUUUUUUUUAUUUUCUGACUAAAUUUAAGCAAUGAUAAAGUUGCCAGUGUGGUCAAAUAAUGUUAACUUUCCUCCACAAGACAGACAAGAAAGAAAACAGAAGAAAGAAAGGAAAGUUUGAUGAUAUUGAUUGAUUCAAUUCAAUGAUACAAGAAAAGAUUAUGGGCUAUGUAUAUAGUCCUAGACAUAAGGUAACUAUAGAGCUAGUUAUAGGUGUAACUAACUUCUGGUACAAAAUAACAAACAUCCUUAUUAUAGCACUAAAAAUAUCCCACUUGUAUAAAUAAGCUAACAACCUACAAGAGUAAAAGAGAUAAGUCUUCAUAAGCUAUUGUAGUGGUACUCCUUCAUCCUUGAUAGUGUAGCAUCUUCCUUGUUGCAUUGUAGUUCAUUAUACACUACUGUAGUUGGCCGUCUAUUACUUGCUGCCAGUACUCCUAUACUUAACAUCCCCCUCAAACUGGAAUGGGGAGAAACCAUUCCCAGUUUGUUCAGGAGUGUCUUAAAAUAUGGAGAAGGUAGGGUCUUUGUAAGAACAUCUGCUAACUAAUGCUUAGUUGGAAGAUAGGAUAGUUGGAUCAAACCUUCUAACACUUUAUGCCUUGUAAAGUGGCAGUCCACUUCUAUGUGUUUGGUUCUAUCGUGGAACUCUGGAUUUUUUGCUUUAUAUAUAGCAGACUGAUUAUUGUAGUGAAGAAUAAUAGGUUAUAACUUAUCCAAACAUAGUUCCUCUAGGAGUCUAACAAUCCAAGUUAUCCCUACAGCUAUGGAGGCCAUAGCUCUAUAUUCAGAUUCUGAGCUGGACCUAGAAACUGUACCUUGCUUCUUAGAUUUUCAUGAGACAGGAGAAUUGCCAAGCAUAAUAAGGUAGCCUGUGACAGACCUUCUGGAGUCCACACAGGAUCCCCAAUCACUGUCUGAGUAAGCUUGGACAUUGAGCUGAUUAGUUGCCUUAAGGAAAAUUCCUUGCCCACAAGUAUGAUUGACAUAAGAGAGUGUGUACUGUAGGGCUUUCCAAUGGGAGUCUCUAGGUUGUUGCAUAAACUAGCUUAGUGUCUGUACAGCAUAGGACAUAUCUGGUCUGGUAUUGGUCAAGAAAUUGAGCUUCCCCACUAUACUUCUAUAUGGUGUUGGGUAAUCUAAUAGUGUCCCUUCCAAAGCUGAGAGUUUUAAAUGUAUAGGAAAGGGCGUUAAAGAAUGUCUUGAGGUUCUGUCUGUGUAGUGUUCAUUGAUUAAAUCUUUGGUGAAUUUGUUCUGAGAAAGAACUAUUCCUCAAUGUAGAUUGUUGACCUCUAUUCCAAGAGAGUAGUGUAGAUGGCCUAAGUCAUCUUUAAUGCUGAAAACACUAUUAAGAUGUGCCUUUAUGUUACUGAUUUUAGUUGCACUGUUUCCUGUUAAUAUUAUGUCAUCAACAUAGAUGGCCAGGAUUAUUAUGCUUCCUUUUUCGCUUUUGUUAAAUAGUGAGUAGUCAUUUUUUGAUUGAUGAAAAUUUUGAUUUGUAAGUUCAUUCAUCAAUUUUGCAAACCAUUGCCUAGAUGCCUAUUUUAAGCCAUAUAAGGAAUUUCUUAGUUUAUAAACCUUGUUUUUGAUGUUUCCAUAACCUUGAGGCAUUUGCAUAUAUACCUCUUCUUUUAGGUCCCCAUGUAAAUAUGCAAUAUUCACAUCUAGUUGAUACAAAGACCAUCCUUUGUAUGCUGCCAUAGCAAUUAAGCAUCUAAUGGUGGUCAUUUUCACCACUAGUGAAAAUGUCUCAUCAUAAUAAAUUCCAAACUUUUGGUUGUAGCCCUUUGCUACUAAUCUUGCUUUAUACCUUUCCAAGGUCCCAUUUGCUUUAAGAUUUACCUUAAAUACCCAUUUGCAUCCUAUGGCUUUAUUGCCUAUGGGAAGGGUAACUAUAUCCCAUGUUUAAUUCCUUUCUAAGGCAUUAAUUUCUUUAUCCAUGGCAUCCUUCCACAAAGGGUUUGAAAUGGCCUCUUUGAAGUUUCUUGGCUCAUGAUGUUCAAACUUUUUGUAUAACACAUUGUUUAUCUUAAUCUCUUUGUGUUCUACAAGACCACACCAGUGUUUGGUCAUAUUACAGUAAUAAUCAUUUAGGAGUGCUGGUGGCUUGCUCACUUUUUGAGAUUUUCUUUGGUUAGUUCGAAUAUCAGUAGAGUUUAUGACAUUAGAAUGAUUAUUUUCUCUGACUUCUUCCUCCUCAGUAUGAUUUGAGUCUUUUGGAUCAGUGGAGUUGUGAGGAUGAUUUUCCUCAAUUAGAUCAUUAUUUUCAUUCAAUAUUGUUGUGUAGUCAUGCUCAAGGUUAGGAAAUUCAUAUGAAGGGAUGUUAUUACUUGUUGUUUCUGGUUGAGCAGGUAGAAAAAAUGUCUGAUUUCAUUUGAUUGUGCUUGUGAUUGCAUGAGUUGAUAUGGAAAAUUUCUUUUAUGAAAUAUGACAUUUUUUGAUGUGAGUAUAGUUUUGGUUUCUAUGUUGUAAACCUUAUACCCUUUCUUGUUGAUGGAAUAUCCUAAAAAAACCACAUUUUUGUGCUUUCUAAUAGAAUUUGUGUCUCCCUUGCUUGAGUGUGCUAACAUAACAUAGGCACCCAAACACUUUUAAGUGCUCUAAGCUUGGUUUAGAUCCAUGUAAUUUUUCAUAUGGAGUCAUUCCUCGUAGCAUUGUUAGUAGCAUUCUGUUGAUCAAGUGUACUGCACAUUAAAUGCAGUCUCCCCAAACUUGCAUGGGAAGAUUUGAUUGAACAAACAAACAUCUUGUUGUUUCUAAUAUAUGUUUUUGCUUUCUUUCUACAACCCCAUUUUAUUGGGGUGUAUCCGUGCAGCUUGAUUGCUGUUUUAUGCCAUGUGCAAGGUAGAAGUUGAACUCUUCCCCUUUUGUUAACUCCAUUGCAUUAUCUAUUCUAACAGUUUUCACUUUAAGUGAAAAUUGAUUCUCAACAACAUUUACAAAAUUCAUGCAGAUUUUGGGGAACUCAGACUUUUUUCUUACUAAAAAUAUCCAACACAUCCUACUAUAGUCAUCUGAUAUAGUUAUGAACAUUUUACAAUUCAUUCUAGUUAAGUAUCUAAAGGGUCGCCAAAUAUCUAUAUGUAGAAGUUCUAAAGGCUGAUUAGUCUUGCUUGAUGAUGAAGGGUAUACGUUUCUUCUUUGCAUGGCAAGAGGCCAGAUGGUGCAUAUCACCUUAUUCUUGAGAGUUUUAUUCUUCAAAUCAAGCAGAAGGAGUUCUAGCCUUUGCAUAGGCAUGUGCCCUAUUCUUAGGUGCCAUAGCUUUGCCUUGUUUAUUAUACACUAGUGGAAAAAACCUCAUUUGCUGCGGUUUUUUGGCCAUAAUAUGCUGCGGUUUUUUGGCCAUAAUAUGCUGCGGUUUUGGCUGUUAUGCUUGUUCUAUUGUUAUUCUUUGCUAUUGCUGCAAUAUGCUUUCUUGUAUGACGUAGAGUCCAUUUUUCUCUUCACCAAGAAGCCAAGGCUUCUUUAUCAAGGUUUCUUGAAUGAAACAACCAUAAGCAUUGAAAAAUAUUUUGCAAUUCAAGUCCAUUGAUAUUUUGUUUAUGGAAAUCAGGUUAUACUUGAAUUCAGGUAUAAACAGGACAUUAUGCAAGGUUAUGCCAUUUAGAUCUAACACUUAUCUUUGUGCCAUUAGGUAUGGUCACUUCAUCGUUUUCGUUUUCAAUGAGACUAUGGUUAUCAAAUCUACAUAGGUCAUUGCACAUAUGAUCUAUAGCCCCAUUGUCUAAAAUCCAAAGGUUUGUAUUAUAAAAGGCUAAACAAAAAGUACCUGUAAGCUGGCUAGUGUUGGCAUAAAUGUUGCUUGUCUUUGACUCUUGCUUGUUCAACAUAUCCAGGAUUUGUUGAUAUUGUUCUUGUGUAAACUUUGCACUUACCAUUCCAUUAGUCUCUUCUUGAGUAGAUGCUGAAUUAACAUUGCUUUUGUUCUAUCCCUUCUCCAUGAAUUUGAUUUGUGAUUUGCAGGAUGGUUAGCAGGAUAACCAAUGAUUUUCCAGCAUUUCUCUUUGAUAUGCCUACUUAUCUUGCAGUGUUCACACCAAAGAGCUGGUUUCUUGGACUUGUACCCUUCUGUGUUGUAGUUUUUGCUUCCACCUUUGUCUUGAUACUUCCCCUUUUCUACCCUACAAGCCAUGGAAUCGUUCACACUUCCUUCACUAGUACUCAAUUGUAGAUGUGUCUUCUUGCAACAAAAUUCUAUAAGAAUAAGCACCAGUAGGAAAAUAAGGAAUCAUUAGCAUAUUACUCUUGACUUGUUUAUAUUUUUUGUCUAGUUUCAUCAAGAAACUAAUCACUUUAUUGUUUUGUUGCAUCUUGUGGAGAUCUUCUUGAUCACAUCACAUGUGCAAGUAGUUGCUGCUGCCCAUGUAUAGUUUGGUAUGGGAUUCAGCCCAUCAAAUUCAUCCCACAAUGUUUUUUUUUUGUAAAGAACUCAGAUAUGAUCAUUUCUGGUGUCUGCACUAAAGCGUUUAGUUCCUAUUGUAGAGAGAAAAUUUGGGUGCUUGAACUAUGCCCAUAUCUUUCAUUCAAUACAUUCCAUAUAUCUUUAGAGGUCUUGUAGGACAAGAUGCUAUUAGCAAUAGAAUCCUCCAAGACUGCAAUUAUCCUGCCCAUCACUACAUUAUCAACUCUGUCCCAGGCCUUUCUGAAUGAAUUACUCGUUGGUCUGGUGAGACUUCCACCUACAAAAACCAAUUUAUUUCUCCCUGAAAGAGCAAUUGUCAUCACUCUUUUUCAAUUUACAAACCCUCUUCCAGAGAACACUAUAUUUACUAGCUUUUGAUUGCUGUUUGAUGGAUGCAAAAAAUAGAUUGAUGCUGGAUUCAUUGUAGGAUCUAAGUGUCAAGAUGCAUUAUAAUUUGCAUUUACCUUAUUUUCUUUAUUUCUUGAUACUUCUUGAUCUGAGUAUGAACGAUGGGGUGAAUAUGUGAUAAUGUUUUCAAGAUUAUGGUUAGAAGGCUGAUGAUUCUUGAAUGAAUCAAUCAAGAUUCUGAUACCAUGUUAACUUUCAUCCACAAGAUAGACAAGAAAGAAAACGGAAGAGAGAAAGGAAAGUUUAAUGUUAUUGUUUGAUUCAAUUCAAUGAUACAAGAAAAUAUUACAAGCUAUAUAUAUAGGCCUAGAUAGUGAUGGCCACGGAGCGGGUUACCCGGAACCGAACCGGUGCCGAACCGCUUGAAAUCGGCCCGGAACCGUUCGGGACAAGUUCCGUGAAACCACCGGAAAAAACUGCUUGAACCGGACCUAAGAACCGCGGGCCGGUUCACCUGGACCACCGGUUCCUUGGAACCGGAACCGGAACCGGUGAACCGACGGUUCCUUUGAACCGGAACCGGAACCGGAACCGGCCGGGUGAACCGGCCCAGCGGUUCUUUGGAACCGUCCAAAAAGUAGCCGUUAACUAGCUGUUGUGAUUUUUACUAUAAAUACACAUCACUUUCAAUCAUUUUCAUUCACAACUCAUCUCUUCUCCUACUCUCUCUACUUACUCUCUCUACUUAGUUACUUAACUACACAAUUAUUCUCUUAAUUACAUAAUUAAUCUUUUAAUUAUUUCUUAAUUUAGUUAAUUACAUAAUUAGUCUUUUAAUUAGUUAUUUAUUUCUUAAUUGCAUUAUUAUUUCAGUAUUAUCAUGUCUUCAUUUUUGAAAAAAGCCUCAAAAAAAGUUACUAAAGUGGCAAAAUCAUUGGGAGGUGUUAGCUCCAAAAGAAAGGCCACUUCAAUUCCGUCGGUAUUUACAACACCUUCGGUUAGUAAUUAUAAUUAUGAACCAAAUUAUCCAGAAGGGUACGACCAAGAAUUACAAGAUUAUGCAGAAGACAUGGAAAGAGAAAUACAAAUUGAAGAAGAAGAAGAACAAGAAGAGGAACAAACGACCCAUAUUGGGAUACAUAAAUCUCGACAAUCAUCAACGAGAUCACAUGAAGAACAACUAAACAACAACAACAACAAAGACAAGCUCGUGGUAAACGAGUCAAUUUCCAAACUAUCGAUGAAGAUGAACCAGUAAGACAACCUUUUCCGGCAAUGCCACCACCUAGUGGUAGAGCUGUUUCACAUGUGCGGUCGUAUUUUACAAAAGAACCAACCGACAAUCCAGAUUUUUUCUUAUGCACUUGUCAAAUUUGUGAAAGUCAAGGAGUAAAUCCCUUAGUUUCAUACGAUUUCACCAGAGGUGGUGGUACGGGAUCUUUUAACAAACAUUUGGCAAAGAAGCAUGGAAUCACAAAAGAAACUCAUGCAGCAAGUGGUAGCGGGACCACAAGUGGAAGCCGACAGUGGGACAUUCCCAGCGGAGGUAGAAGAUUUUUAGACGAAAAGAGAUCUCGUCUUGCUCCACAUAGUAUUCAAAUAUGUGUUUGCAAGAAAGAUUGGGAUCAAGCGGAGCUUCAAACACAAGGACUCAAGAACGAUAAUGAUCAAGGCGAUGAUGAUCCAUGGAUGAUGAUGGAUACAUCUGCAUCAUUGUCAGGAGGAGAGUCAGCGGAAGCAUCUAACCAACCAGAUGAUGAUGACGAAGUCGAAUAGGAUCAAUCGGACAAUGAUCAAUCAACAUUCAACAACUAUAAAUAAAAGGUAUGACAAAGAACUACAUGGGCUUUGAUUCCUUCGGGAUACGUAGGCUGCUUAAUAUUCCUUCGGUUACUAGGUUCAAGUCCAUUAUCUCCCUCUUUUUUUUAUUAAUCAUCUUUAUCGUUUCUUAUUAAUUUAUUUUUUUCAUUUCUUUAUAGUAAAUAUUUUAAUAACGAUGACAAGCAAUGAAUUUCGCUAAUAAUCAAGUAAUCAUCAAAGGUACGUUCGCAUUAUUAUAGUAUUUUUAUAUUAUAUUUGAAGGAAAAAUAAAAAUGAAACCGAUGGUCCAAUCCGCGAGUUGGAACCGCCUCAUGAACCGCCAAGGAACCGUUUGGAACCGCCCGGAACCGAAUCCGAAACCGGAACAUUCGAAUUAGGUUCCAAAUGGAAUCACAAUCGGGUGGAACUGAAACCGGAUGGAACCAGAACGGAACCGGCCCAACCUGGACCGUGGACAUAAGGGAGCUACAGAGUUAGUUAUAGGUGUAACUAACUUCUGGUACAAAAUACGAACAUCCUUAUUAUGGCACUAAACAUAUCUCACGUGUCUAAAUAAGCUAACAAUCUAUAAGACUAAAAGAGCUAAGUCUUCAUAAGCUACUGUAGUGCUACUCCUUCAUCCUUGAUAGUCUAGUAUCUUCCUUGUCGCAUUGUAGUUCAUAAUACACUGGUGUAGUUGGCCUCUUUUUACCUGCUGUCAUUACUCCUAUACUUAACAAAUAACGGCAACAUGAUUUUUUAGUUGGGUCGGGAAAUUGUUUUCUUUUUAGUGAUAUUGGAAGAUGUGAACAAAUUUAAAUUCUACACGGUGGAUACUCAAGACAUAUGACAUUCAGCAAAAAUAAUUGUCUCUCGCAAACAUUAUUCAACUGAAAAAGUGUUGCAUUUAAAGGUGGUUAAAAAAAGUGAUUCAUUCAAAUUCAGGGGUAAGAUCGGGCGAACAAUUUUCAACACUAUUUAAAUAUAUAUUUUACAAUUAGAUGCUUUUCUUCAUCUGGAUGCAAAUUUGUGAAAAGACAAACAUGAGAACUUGUCUUAUGUGGAAAAAUGUGAAACUUAAUGUUUUAUCAAUAGUUAAAUAAUCUUUCAAUUAGCAAUAUCGAUUUAUGGCAUAAGAACAUGCUUGGCCACUCUGAUAUCUCCUUGUAAAUAUAAAUUUUUCUAAAAGGAUUAUGUACGUUCUUUCGUUUCAACUUGUAAAAUUUAAAAUGCAAAAUUAUGUGACAUGUGCUAGAGGUAUGCAAUCAAGAUUAUAAUUCAGAAGAUUUCACACCACCUAAAAAUGUGGCAAGAGGUAAAUCUUGCCACACUUUUAACUGUUUAAGUUAAGAAUUAGUUACAAUUAUUAAGAACAAGGGGAGAUUGAUGAAAAUGUAAAUCAUCGAAUACAAAGGGGAUGACUUAAUUGGAGAAUGAUAAUUGAGCUAGAGAUCGUAAGGUUCCAAUUAGACUAAAACGCAAAUUUUAUCGGGUUGCAAUCAAACAUGCGUUGUUGUAUCGGUAGGAAUGCUGCCCCGUUAAGAAGUCUUACAAGCAGAAAAUGAAAGUAAAAUGCGAAUGCUUGGAUGGAUGUGCGGCCACACAAGAUUAGAUAGGAUAAGGAACAAGGAGUUUAGAGAGAAAUUAGGGGUUGCCUCAUUAGUUGCGAAAAUGCGCAAAAAUAGAUUGAGAUGAUUUAGUCAUGUGCAAAAAAGGACUCUCAAUGCUCCCGUGAGAAGGAUAAAAAACAUCACAGUAGAAGGCAAAAGAGGUUGAGGUAGACCCAAGAAAAUAUUGAAGAAGCAAAUUAAAAUUAACUUGCGCGACUUACAUUUCUAUAAAAACCUCACUAAUGAUAAGAGUAGUUGGAAACAUCAAAUACAUGGUUGAGACUUUUGACUGACCCUAUUCACUUCACCUCUUUGACAUUGUUCUAGUUUUUCCGGAAGUUGUUCUUUUUCUUUUUUUUUUUUACAUUAUAAAUUUUCUUAUACAAAUGGUCAGAAUCAAGUUUUGCUUGUGGUGUGUCAAUUGGCUGGUUGUUGUUCAAUUCCUAGCUAGUCGGAGACUCUACUCGCAUUUUCGAAAUGCUCUCUAUUUUUGGGGUAACGAUUUACUUGUUACAAUGGUAUGUUACAAAGCAUAGUGAAUAUUUGCUAACAAAUUUAUGGAAAGGCAAAAAGAGAAGCUUCAUUCUCACAUAUAAGCAUUGAUAUUAUCAUUUUCAAACUAUAAGCAAGCAAUCUCUUUUUUAAGAUUCGUUAUAAUAUGUUUUCGUGUAGCAUAUUCCAUAUAAGACAAUAUGAUUAUAACAAAUAAAAUGAAAAAUCAAAAUUGUUAGAUCAAACCCUUACAUUUAUACUUAUGGAAAAUAUUAAUUAUUAGUAGCAUUAUUCUUUCUUAAUUACUUUUCCAUAGCAAAAUAAAAAUAUAAUGCACAAGGAUUUGACAAGCUCGGUGUUCUUUUGGUAAAUCAUAGUUAUUUGGAAGUGUGGUAAAUCACCACUAUGUUACACAUUUUUAUACAGUGAUUUUUGGUGUUUUGUUUUUUUUUUUUUUUUUUUUUUUUCUUGUUUUAUUUAUUUUAUUAUUAUGUUUUUUUAAUUUUUUGUGAUAAUUUGUAAAUUACUAUCAUCGAUUUGAAUUUUCU